GUGGAAGCGGCCACUGAGGGCGCGGCAUUCUUGCAAUUGUUGCGCCCGGCUCCAACAGAAUAACCAAUAGGAGCCGCGGCAGCGCCGCCAUUCUAUCGAGUUCGUGGCACGCCCUACAACUUCCUCCAUUGUCCUUCUUUCCGGGAUUCUCUGCGAGGAAGGAUGGCUCAGAACAAUUAUUUUGGGUUUACUCACGGCGGAACGCAAUAUGGGGCGACCAGCGCAGCCGCUUAUCAAACGGGUCAAGCGGGAUACGCAGUAACUCCAGCGGCAACCGCCGCCACGUACACUCAACGACCCGCUGCUGCCGCGGCUACAGGGUACGAAACCUACCAAGCAGCAGCCGCUGCAGCUGCUACUGGGACCACAUACGCUGCUGCUAAUCCUGGUACUGUGGCUCAAACAUACGAUUACGGGUACGGUCGUGCUGCGCCUGCAGCUACGUACGACGCGACCAAGACUUAUUACCAACAACCUGCUGCAGCUGCCGCAACAUAUACCACUACUGAAACGCAUUAUCAAGCAGCGAAGCCUGCUUAUAGUACAACUAGUGCUUAUACAGGCACAGCUAGACAAGCUACUACUACUGGACAAGCUAAAACAUACCAAGCAUCGAGCACAGCUUACCAACAGUCCAAUCCUACUCAAAGUGCUACCUAUUCUUCGGGAUAUACAGCACCAGCUACUCCCGCUGCUACACCAUCGACAGCAACAAAUAAAACGGCGAGUACAACGUAUUCCGGCUACGACGCAGCGCUAUAUAGCGCUGCGACUAUGUAUGUAGCCCAACAGAGUGCAAACAGCAAUUCGACUAACCAGAAGACUGGAGGUUGGCAGGGCUACGGACGGAAAGGAUUUGGCGUUGGAGGGGGAGGGAUGAAGGCAAUGCGGCCCAAGCAGCCCCCUAAACCUCAACAACUGCACUAUUGCGAUGUCUGUAAGAUCAGCUGUGCCGGGCCUCAAACCUACCGUGAACAUCUUGAGGGACAAAAACACAAGAAGAAGGAAGCAUCUCUGAAGGUACCACAGCAGCCACCGGCGCGUGGGGCAGGGAAUAGUCUACGUUGCGAGCUUUGCGAUGUCACUUGUACCGGGAACGAUGCGUACGCUGCUCAUAUCAGAGGUGCUAAGCAUCAGAAGGUGGUAAAACUGCAUACUAAACUUGGAAAGCCAAUUCCAAGCGCAGAUCCGACUGUACUGAAUCCAAAACCAGCUGCAACUGCUAAAGCUGCAGGGGCUAAGAAACCUACAGUAACGGCUACCCCUAAAAUCAAUUUUGUUGCAUCUGGAAAUUUGGGUACUGUAAAUCAGAAUCAAACAACAGAAAUUAAGACGGAAGACACUUCAACAGAAGAAACUGUUGAAGAAACCUCUGUCGACGAGAAAGAUAUUCAACCAGUUGGUCAAGAAUAUAUAGAAGAAAAUAAAUCCGAGGAUGGAAAAAUUAUAAGCUUUAAUUGUAAGCUUUGCGAGUGUAGAUUCAAUGAUCCCAAUGCCAAAGAUAUGCAUAUGAAAGGACGGCGGCAUAGAUUUGCUUAUAAGAAGAAGGUUAAUCCUGACUUGGUAGUCGAUAUGAAGCCCAGUUUAAAACAAAGAAAAUUGUUGGAAGAAAAAUUACGUAGGCAACAAAUGAGGGACGAGUAUCUGCGACGUAGAGAGGAAAUUAAUCAACUAGGACCCAUGGGUCCAAUGAUGGACGAAGAAAUGAUGUAUUGGGAGGAAAGACGACGUUACGAGGAAGAAUGCGAAUACUAUGAAUGGUAUCGACGUUAUGGACGUGGACCUGGAGCACCUCCGAUGCCACGUCCUUUCCCAGGACCACCUCCAAUGAUGAUGUUCCCAGGACCUCAGAGAAGGCCGGACUCGUCUGAUGACAAACACGUAUUAGCUCACCACACCACGAUAUACCCUAAGGAACAGGAACUGCUGGCAGUUCAGAAAAUAGUAUCACAUACCGAGAAAGCAUUAAAAUUCGUGUCUGAUACAUUAGCAGAAGCUGGUAAGAAAACGACACCCCCUACAACUAAUGCGACACCAGCAACUGCAAAUGUGCAACAACCGCAGCAGCAGCAGCAACAACAACCACCACCCCCGUCGCAACAGCAACAACAAACAAACGCAGAAGCAACUGUGAAAAUAAAAGAAGAUCCUGAUAAAAAGAAGGCUGCAACACCGCAGAAAGAGGACGGUAGCGACGGUAAUUUAUUCUCAUUCCAAAAGGAAAAAGAAGAUUCAAGAAUACUAAGAGGCGUAAUGCGUGUUGGUAAUUUGGCUAAAGGACUUUUAUUAUCUGGUGAUAAUCAUGUUUGUCUCGUGGUUCUGUGUGCUGAAAAACCAACACGUUCGUUAUUGAAUAAAGUUGCUGAAAUUCUUCCGGCACAGUUGAAGAUAGUCGCGCCAGAGGAUACUUACAACGUUGGAAAGCAUCCCGAAUCAGCGGCAUUGACCGUUUCAGGAGGCAGCGUGACCGUCAGCGUAACGCUCACCAGCCCUCUAAUGCGUGAAACGCCUAAACCAGCAGCAGCUGCAGAUAAUGCUGGACAGCAGCAACAGGGAGCUGCUCAACCGCAAACAACGCCUACGGCGCCCGCUGUGACGAAACCAGAUCCACCAGAUGUACUUCCCAAGGCUAAGUGUUUGGAGGCUUUAGCUGCACUCAGGCAUGCCAAGUGGUUUCAGGCUAGAGCAACUUCGCUGCAGAGCUGUGUAAUGGUCAUUCGCAUAAUGCGUGAUCUUUGUAACCGUGUACCCACUUGGGGACCAUUAAAUCCAUGGGCACUGGAACUGCUAACCGAGAAAGUGAUCAGCACUGCUGGAGGUCCUCUUAGUCCAGGUGAAGCUUUAAGAAGACUUUUGGAAUGUGUGGCUGGAGGAAUAUUACUACCAGGAAGUCCAGGAUUGUCAGAUCCAUGUGAAAAGGAACCAGUUGAUGCAAUAGGUAAUAUGACAGCUCAACAAAGAGAAGAUAUAACUGCUUCGGCUCAACAUGCAUUGAGAUUAGUCGCUUUCCGUCAAAUUCAUAAAGUUUUGGGUAUGGAACAACUUCCACCGCCCAAAUAUAAAGGCCGAUUCGCUAGAAAACGAAGACGCGACAAUAGUAACGGAGAAGGAACAGAUAGCGAAGCUUCAAAGAAAGAUAAAAAAACAGAGGAGAUCAAAAUGGAAACAGACUCCAAGUAGAUCUACCAAAAUAUUCGCUUUACCGAUUUACUCGUAACUUAUAUAGUGUAAGAAAUAAAUUUCUCUCGUGUCAAUUGCUUGUUCAGUGAAGUGUUUUCAAUAAUGGGAAGAUGUUCAAAUUUAGGACAAAACUAAUGACUGAUUAUCAUACUAUUAUAGUUAUUUUUCAUAUAUAACGAGUAUCUCUUUGGACAACUUAUGGCAUUAUUUUAUUUUUCGGUCAUGAUUUUAAUGACAAAAAUCUUUAUUAAGGUUACAUUGUAUCAUCGUAACUUGACUUUUUCUUAUGAACGCAUAGUAACAAUCGGUCUAGGAUUUCUAUUAAAGUAUACGUUCGACGUGUUAAUGACGAAAAUUAACUGAUAAACAUUGACGUGUUUCUUCCGAUCGCUUUGAACAUGUUAAUUUUUAAGUAAAUUUUAAGUGUCAUUAAUGGAAGAACAUAAUGUUUCAAAUUUCAGUUAUUUAUUUUACGUAAGAAGUAUUUCUGCAUUAUUACAAAAUAAUAUAUAGAUGCUACACCGUUUGUAAAACGAAUAAAAAAAAUUUUUUUUGUAAUUAUAUGUUAUGAUAGAAAGUUUCUGAAACUACUCGAUAUCUUUCCCAAACAGGCAAUUGGUACGAUUAGUUCAGCACUAGAAUUUUGUCGAAGGAAAUGAUCAAUAUGUUAAUUAGUUUGGAUUACUUAUUUAGCUAUAUUUCAGAGUCACAAUGUAUGAUGGAGUUUAAUAGAAGUGGCGGUAAAAAGGAAAAUGAAAAUGAACAUUUAUAAGUUUUGAAGUUAAGAGUAGGUUAGUUUGUAUUGAGAAUUCGUGUGUAUGUUGUGUGUGUAGUCGUAAAGGAGUGCAGAAUGUUUUCCUGCACCAGAUAACUCUUAACACCGUACGUUCAUGUUGCGUGUACUAAUUCACGCAGAAGAUUCUAAGAAAGCAGAAUUGCAAAUCAAUUAUUUAAAAAAUAGACGCUUUGCUGACCAAAUGAGGGUUAAGUGCACGUGUCAAGAAUUCCUAAUAAUUUGCUGUUGUUUCGUUUAAAGAUCUCACAUGAAAGCAAAAAAUGUUCACAUUUAAUAAAUUUCUUUUCUGACACAGUGUAUGGAUCUUCUGUUGUACACAUGCAAAUCCUCUUUGAAUAAAUCGAACAUGCAUGAGAUAUAAGUAUAA
Molecule: messenger RNA, 4343 nt
Organism: Osmia lignaria (orchard mason bee)
Lineage: Eukaryota; Metazoa; Arthropoda; Insecta; Hymenoptera; Megachilidae
Gene: Zn72D
Product: Zinc-finger protein 72D
Cellular component (GO): precatalytic spliceosome
Molecular function (GO): single-stranded RNA binding; double-stranded RNA binding; zinc ion binding
Source: RefSeq, a predicted model, not a curated record